AUCAGGGGAGAGAGUCUAGUCUUUGGUGAGACUGAGGGGGAGUUACAGAGAGAAAGGGACCUGGGGUGCUCUUCAGAGUACGGAGUCUUCCCGGAGAACAUAAUCCAUGAUCUCGUCACCUAACUACACCAAGCACGAUAAGAGGAAGAUCGUGACCACUGUGAAUGUGGCGUAUGCUCUGAAGAGGCAGGGACAAACCUGUACGGCUUCAGUUGAUGAAUAGAUCCAUUGAUCUGCAUGCAUGGUGAUCUCCGCCUCUGUGGGUGAUCCUCCGUCACCAUGAAAGACUAGGAACUCUCAGCUCUCCAAGGGAAAUGGCUUGUUUUCUAAUACCCCUGCCCUGCUACCUGCCGUAUGACUCCAGCUGCCUCUGAAGGGCCCGUCAGCUGUUUAUGGGAACUACCACUGUGUUCGCUCUCUUGAGGAUUUAAGCUUUUCCAGGACAACACUUUUUUUUUUUUUUUUUUUUAACCCCACUGUCGAGCCAAAGCUUUGCAAUAGAGCGGGGACGCGGCGAGACAAUGGCAAACAACUCGUACAGCGGGGUGAAGAACUCCAUGGUGGAGGCCAACCAUGAUGGAGAGUUUGGCUGCACGCUCAAAGAACUGCGCUCCCUUAUGGAACUGAGAGGUGCAGAGGCGAUAAGCAAAAUUGGGGAAACUUAUGAGGAUAUUCAAGGACUCUGCAACCGGUUAAAAACAUCACCUAUAGAUGGUCUAAGUGGACAGCCUGGAGACAUCGAGAAGCGGAAAACAGUGUUUGGGGAAAAUUUAAUACCGCCCAAAAAGCCCAAAACUUUCUUACAGUUAGUGUGGGAGGCGCUACAGGAUGUCACACUGAUUAUCCUAGAAGUGGCAGCCAUAGUUUCACUAGGCCUUUCUUUUUAUAAACCUCCAGAUGCCGAAAGAGAACACUGUGGAAGGGCUGCUGGUGGUGUGGAGGAUGAAAAUGAAUCAGAAGCGGGCUGGAUCGAGGGCGCCGCCAUUCUUCUGUCAGUUAUCUGCGUGGUGCUGGUGACAGCAUUCAACGACUGGAGUAAAGAGAAGCAGUUUAGGGGCCUCCAGAGCCGCAUUGAGCAGGAGCAGAAAUUUACUGUCGUCCGUGGAGGACAAGUUAUCCAAAUUCCUGUGGCUGAGAUCGUAGUGGGCGACGUUGCACAAGUAAAAUAUGGUGACCUUUUGCCUGCCGACGGAGUCCUCCUCCAAGGCAACGAUCUAAAGAUCGACGAGAGCUCACUCACAGGGGAGUCGGACCAUGUCAAGAAAACACAAGAAAAAGAUCCAAUGCUGUUAUCAGGCACCCAUGUAAUGGAAGGCUCAGGGAAAAUGGUGGUCACUGCUGUGGGUGUCAACUCUCAAACUGGAAUUAUCUUCACUUUACUUGGGAGCAGCGAGGAGGACGACGAUGAUGAGGAGGAAAAGAAAAGGGAAAAGGAGGAAAAGAAGAAACAGAGAAAAAACAAGAAGCAGGAUGGAUCUGUGGAAAAUCGUAAGAAAGCUAAAGCACAGGACGGUGCUGCGAUGGAAAUGCAGCCACUAAACAGCGACGAGGGAGGCGAUGCGGAGGAGAAGAAGAAAGCCAACCUGCCAAAGAAAGAGAAGUCUGUUCUCCAGGGCAAACUGACCAAACUAGCUGUACAGAUUGGCAAAGCAGGACUGGUUAUGUCAGCCAUCACUGUCAUUAUCCUGGUGGUGCUGUUUGUAGUAGACACCUUCUGGAUCCAGAAUCUGCCCUGGGUCAAAGACUGCACGCCCAUUUACAUCCAGUUCUUUGUGAAAUUUUUCAUCAUUGGCGUCACUGUUCUGGUGGUGGCUGUUCCCGAAGGCCUGCCGCUUGCUGUAACAAUCUCCCUGGCGUACUCCGUUAAGAAAAUGAUGAAAGACAACAACCUGGUACGACAUUUGGAUGCCUGUGAGACUAUGGGCAAUGCCACCGCCAUCUGCUCUGACAAGACUGGUACACUCACCAUGAACCGCAUGACUGUGGUUCAGGCCUACAUCGCUGAAAAACACUUCAAGAAAGUCCCCGAACCAGAGAACAUCCCCUCCUCCACUUUAGACAUGCUGAUUCUGGGCAUCGCAGUCAAUUGCGCCUACACUACUAAGAUCAUGCCUCCAGAGAAAGAAGGGGGCCUGCCACGGCAGGUGGGUAACAAGACCGAAUGUGCCUUGCUUGGCUUUGCUAAAGACCUGAAGCGUGACUAUCAGGCCAUACGCAACGAGAUCCCCGAAGAGAAACUAUACAAAGUCUACACCUUCAACUCAGUCCGCAAGUCUAUGAGCACUGUGUUGAAGAUGGCCGAUGGCAGCUACCGUAUGUUCAGCAAAGGAGCCUCAGAAAUUCUCCUGAAAAAGUGCUAUAAAAUCCUGACAGCAAAUGGUGAGUCCAAGGUGUUUCGCCCUCGGGACAGAGAUGACAUGGUUAAGAAAGUCAUCGAACCCAUGGCCUCAGAGGGCCUUAGGACCAUCUGCCUUGGAUACAGAGAUUUCCCUGCCACUGAGGGGGAGCCUGACUGGGACAAUGAAAAUGAUAUUCUUUCUGGACUGACCUGCAUCAGCGUGGUUGGAAUCGAAGACCCCGUGAGACCCGAGGUUCCAGACGCCAUCAGGAAAUGCCAGCGUGCUGGUAUCACAGUGCGGAUGGUCACUGGGGACAACAUCAACACGGCUCGAGCCAUCGCCACCAAGUGUGGCAUCCUCCAGCCUGGAGAUGACUUCAUCUGCCUGGAGGGCAAAGAGUUCAACCGAAGGAUACGCAAUGAAAAAGGAGAGAUUGAACAAGAACGCAUUGACAAGAUCUGGCCCAAACUACGAGUACUGGCUCGCUCCUCCCCCACAGACAAACACACUUUAGUGAAAGGUAUUAUUGACAGCACAGUGAUGGAACAAAGACAAGUUGUAGCAGUGACUGGAGAUGGUACUAAUGAUGGUCCUGCCUUGAAGAAAGCCGAUGUCGGCUUUGCCAUGGGUAUUGCCGGCACCGAUGUCGCCAAGGAGGCAUCUGACAUCAUCCUGACUGAUGACAAUUUCUCCAGCAUCGUCAAGGCCGUCAUGUGGGGACGCAACGUCUACGACAGCAUCUCCAAAUUCCUCCAGUUUCAGUUGACUGUCAAUGUGGUGGCUGUCAUCGUAGCAUUCACAGGAGCCUGCAUCACACAGGACUCUCCACUGAAAGCAGUCCAGAUGUUAUGGGUCAACCUCAUCAUGGACACCUUCGCUUCACUCGCCCUCGCCACAGAGCCCCCAACAGAAGCCCUGCUGCUAAGGAAGCCAUAUGGCCGCAACAAGCCUCUCAUCUCCCGCACCAUGAUGAAGAACAUCCUGGGUCAGGGAGUGUUCCAGCUAAUCAUCAUCUUCACUCUGCUCUUCGCCGGAGAGAAGUUGUUUGACAUUGACAGCGGCAGGAAUGCACCCCUCCACGCCCCGCCUUCUGAACACUACACCAUUGUCUUCAAUACCUUUGUACUGAUGCAGCUUUUCAACGAGAUUAAUGCCCGAAAGAUCCACGGUGAAAGGAAUGUCUUUGAAGGCAUCUUCAACAACCUUAUCUUCUGUAGUAUUGUCUUUGGUACCUUCAUUAUCCAGAUUGUUAUCGUACAGUUCGGAGGGAAGCCGUUCAGCUGCGUGGCUCUGACCAUCGACCAGUGGCUAUGGUGCACUUUCUUAGGCUUCGGCUCCUUAAUAUGGGGACAGGUUAUCUCUACAAUACCCACCAGCCGCUUAAAAUUCUUGAAAACAGCGGGCCAUGGCACCCAGAAAGAGGAGAUCCCAGACGAGGAGCUGGAGGAGCUGGACGACAUGGAUGAGAUCGACCACGCAGAACGGGAGCUUCGCCGAGGCCAGAUCCUGUGGUUCCGAGGUCUCAAUCGCAUCCAGACUCAGAUGGAUGUAGUGAGUGCGUUCCAGAGUGGAACUUCCUUUCAGGGGGCUCUAAGGCGGCAGGCCUCCAACUCCAGCCAGCAACAGCACGAUGUAACCAAUGUUUCUAGCCCUACACAUGUAGCCUUUUCUACUACUACCACUACUGCCACUGCCGCCAACACCGCUUCUGCCACUGUGGGGUAUUCUGUGAAAUGUGUCAUGGGCUAUACUCAAAGGUUUACUACCAUUGAACACAAGAUCCGGGUGGUGAAUGCAUUCCGCAGCUCCAUCUCCCUCUAUGAGGGGCUGGAGAAGCCCGAGUCGCGAUCAUCGAUCCACAACUUCAUGACCCACCCCGAAUUCCGGAUAGAGGACUCUGAGCCCCAUAUUCCCCUCAUAGACGACACCGACGCAGAGGACGACGCUCCCACCAAGCGCAACUCCGCCAGCCCCCGCAACGCCACGCCCUCACCCACACCAACGCCGCCCUCGCCCUCACCCUCGCCCACCACCAUCGCCCCCACCACGCCGGUGACUCCCUCCCCAAACCAGAACAAUAACGCUGUGGAGAGCAGUAACCACCUCCUCCCAGAGGGCCCCAAAUCAGGAACCCCCUCGGCCCCGGGGAGCCCCCUACACAGCCUGGAGACCUCCCUUUGAUCUGACCCCAGCGCCACGCGUCACCACCACUUUUCUACCCCGCCACCAAGGAGCUCGACUCAGACAUUAAGCGACGGACACUUUGAGAAGAGAGACGAAGGGCUAAGCAGGAGAGCGGAGUCUUGUGUGAGCUUGGCUUGGGCUGGACUAAAGAACAGCAAACAUUCAGAGGAAUGUACGGCUUGGUGUGGAUGCUUUGGUCUUCUUUUAUUUUUGGUUCUUAUUAAUCCCCCCGCUGCAACACAAGGACUCUGUCUCCACCCCUCCCUCCUUGGUAACUUUGUUUUUCUCGGUAAACAAGGGGUGAUUAUAAACUCAGAUUGAAAGUGACCUGUUUUUAUUAUCUAUUAUUAUUAUUAUUAUUAUUAUUAUUAUUAUUAUUUUAAUUGAGAAGGGGAGGUGCUCCUCCUGGCUUGAAGAUCGUCUGUAAGAAUUACGAAAAAACCUUUAGCUUCUCUUUUAUCUGAAUGGUGUUGUAUAUUUAUCUCUUUGGCCCUUUGCUCAUUCAAAACUUACUUCUGCUCCAUUGGCUGUUAAUAUUUUGAGUUAUUUAUGUUUUUGGAAAAAAGCAGGUCUGUUUACAAAGUUUGUAGAUACUUUUUUUCUGUUUGUAGGCAAAAGAGCUUCCUGAUGUAUGAUGCAGAGAACUGGGACAGAAUAAAAAAACUGAAUGAGAGGAUUAUUUCAGAUACUGCUGUAUUUUCAGGAAAAAAAGGGUGUUUCUAUUGAAACUUAACUAUUUUUGCCUGCAAGUUUUAUUUGUUAUAUAUUUGUAGAUAAAUGUAGAACCUUCUAGCCAAACCGAUAAACACUAAGGCUUGUAUAGAAAAAAGAGGUCCACCGGGGGGCGAGGCGUUUUCACAGGAGACGGGAUUUUAAGGGCCUCUGUCCACUAACAUCGCUAUAAAUAUUUACUUCUUCCAUUUCUUCGAUAGUUUUCAUGUGCACAAAACCUUCUGGAGUUCUGGAUUCUCUUCUCAUUCAUUACGUUGUGUUAAAGGAUUUCCACAUGUUGAAAGGUUCACUCAUUAAUUAAAGGGAGUUUUACCAGGGCCCCGUAUUUAGCAAGCAUCUCAGACCAGAGUCAUGCUGAAACAAAGUCUUACCUCAGAGUCGGACGUGAGGUCCUUAUGAAGCCUCCUGCAGCCGCUUUCAAUAGGAAGUUCUUCUUUUUAUAUUUAUGUGGUUACACGCUCUGGACCAUAAAAUAUUCACAUCCUAGUUCUAGUUGCGUUCAAAAGAAGCUAACUCAGAUUAUUUGAUGCACUAUUUUUGCACGUUAAGGCUAAAAAUUUGCUUUGCCAAAGCUCAAAAACACUAAAAUAACUUAAAGUUCACCUUUUUUUUUUUCUUAACGACUACUUGAGUUAAAAGUGAUGCUGUGUUGCCUAUUUAUUUAACAAUAAGACGUUCAUACAGACUAAACGUGAAUGUGCCUUGGCUACAAUAAGAAUUUAGACGCCACAGAUGAAACAGUUCCUCCUACAGCGCAGCGUAGGACCAAAUAAGCCUCCGUCUGAUCCUUCUGGGCCAGUUGUGACUGAUUCUUCUCUCUCUGGAUGCUUGAUAAAUACGGACCCUGCUCAUAUUUUAUGUUUUGGUGCGUUUAAUUUUUGUUUCCCUCAGCAAAAUGCCCCCCCCCCCCCCCCC
Molecule: messenger RNA, 6170 nt
Organism: Epinephelus moara (kelp grouper)
Lineage: Eukaryota; Metazoa; Chordata; Actinopteri; Perciformes; Serranidae
Gene: atp2b1a
Product: ATPase plasma membrane Ca2+ transporting 1a
Exons: 24
Coding region: 522-4520 (1332 amino acids)
Biological process (GO): calcium ion transmembrane transport; regulation of cytosolic calcium ion concentration
Cellular component (GO): membrane; intracellular membrane-bounded organelle
Molecular function (GO): PDZ domain binding; ATP binding; P-type calcium transporter activity
Source: RefSeq, a predicted model, not a curated record